This is a messenger RNA of Branchiostoma floridae (Florida lancelet), 2769 nucleotides long. RefSeq lists its product as uncharacterized. The coding region runs from base 1 to 2769 and encodes 922 amino acids. Gene Ontology annotation, biological process: G protein-coupled receptor signaling pathway; cell surface receptor signaling pathway. The transcript has 4 exons. The record is from RefSeq and is a predicted model, not a curated record. Gene Ontology annotation, molecular function: G protein-coupled receptor activity. Gene Ontology annotation, cellular component: membrane. Lineage: Eukaryota; Metazoa; Chordata; Leptocardii; Amphioxiformes; Branchiostomatidae.
AUGGAUAGAGGAAGGAGCUACGCAGGACGGGUUAACAGCCAUCCCCACACACCACAGGCUCAUCCUGAUGCAGGCCUGGAGGAGAACUUCUGCCGUAACCCUGACAACAAGGAGCGGCCCUGGUGCUACACCACGGACCCGACAUGGAGGUGGGACUACUGCAACGUGAUGGAAUGUGCUGAUCCUUUCUUACUGGACUGCAAUGUAGACACGUCGGCAACGUUCAUCUCAGGUCAGGCCUCGGGCAACAGCGACUAUUCCUGUAUCAACCAAGAACAGGAAAGAAAAUUCUGCUAUUGUGACAACGACUGCACCUUUUUCGGCGACUGCUGCGAGGACUUCGAUAGAAGCAGCUCCACACAAACACCUCCCGACCAUCAUCAUCUAAAAUGGAAGUGCGUGUCUGGCUUUUCGAAGGGGGGUGAAAAUGACCCCUUAGGGAAAGAGUCCUAUUGGAUGGUUGCUGACUGCCCUGACGAAUGGAAUAAUGACGUCACAAGGGAUCAGUGUUUAAAACAAGUGAAUCCCUUCAACCCGAGUGACCUGGUCUACCGAACGCCGGUGGAAGAUGCCUCAGUUCAAACUGGAUCAAAUGCAGUCCCCUAUAGAAACAUAUUCUGUGCAAUUUGUAACAAUGUCUCUCUGACACAUGUGUCUGUUUGGGAGUCCCAAGUUGAGUGUUCCGGACUACUGAACUUGUCUUCACACAUUCCCUCCGGUUCACAAGAGUACAACAACAUUAUUGGUAGCGAAUAUUGCUUUGGAAAGAACACGCUAGCGUUUACCCCAUCAGACACUUCGUAUGUGAGGCGAUGUCUCUGGACUGAUGUUUCCAAUGAGAAUUGUGACUUAGCUGCCUGUAGAUCCUAUAGUUAUCCAAUGGGCCGUGGGCAUAAGAUUUACAAAAAUGUACACUGUGCUCUUUGUGAAGGACUCUCUCUUACGGCAACCACAAAUCUAUUGUGUGCUUCGUUUUUGGAUUUCGAUGGACGGAAUGUGCUCUGUGGGUUUGAUACACCCUGUCCAUCAAGAUUCUCCUUGACUAAUUUGUUCAACUUUAAUGCCUAUGGGGGUGAUGAAAACAGUCCCAAUCAGUGUCCCUCUGGCACUUUAUACGACCCGUUUGCAGACACAUGUCGGAUCUCUUCGUCCGCCCACAGAAGCGGUGGCUCAGCAAACAUGACUAGCCCCUUACAAAACUGUAGCGAACCCGCUUUGACGUUCACGGCUGAAGAGUUCCGUGUCCUUCCCAAUGGUAGUGUCCACUUGUUGAGUUCUAACGUGUCCUGCCCAGCAGAGCAGGUGGCCAUACUGAACGCAACAGCAUUGAUCUGUGGGGAGUGUAUACUGCAGUACUUCAAAAACUACACGAAAGUAGCCGACAGUUGGGGAGCUGACCAGGGCUGGUUAACCCUGGGUCUCGUGAUAGCGUCUGCCGUAGCCGUGUUUGCCUUCGUGGUCCACACUGUCAGGUCUGGCCAGUGGGAAAAACUCCCGGAAAAGCUGAAGGUUCAGAUGGCGAUAAGCAUGGUGGUGGCCGAAUCUCUGUUUGUGACACGCGUGUGGAUCCCUGUCGGAUCGGGCUGUGCAGCGUUUGCGGUCAUUCUGCACUACUUCCUGCUGACGGCCUUCACAUCCACGAACGCACUGGCGAUAGAUCUCUUCCUUACGUUUGGUGAUACUUUAGAAAGAGCCGAACUGCACCAGUACCUGUUGUAUACCUGGUUGAUGCCGGUACCUUUCGUCCUUGUCACAGUGAUUGUGGAGUUCGGCAGUUCUGUCAGGGUGGGUUACGGAGAGGACUGUUGGAUCGGCAAUCCCACAGCCAAUCUGCUGGCUUUUGGAGUUCCUGUCCUCUGUGCCCUUGUGGCAAAUGCGGUCUUGAUUACUUUUGCCUUGUUGGCCAUACGGAAGUCAUUUGCGAUAGCCAACGCUGCAAAGUCACGCUCAAAUAGUACCAAGGCUUGGGUGUACUUGCGUAUCUGCUUUCUGAUGGGCUUCACUUGGUUUCUUGGCUUCAUCUACCCUUUUGUGAACAGCAGGGUUGUCGAGUACGUUUUUGUUGUGCUGAAUGCUUCCCAAGGCCUGCUGCUGACACUGAUAAUGACAGCAACGGGGAAGGUGGUGGAGAAAGGAAUGUCUGCCAUCAGGGCUUGCUUUGGUUGCGCCGAACCUGAGCAGAACAAUGGAGCAACCGCAACUACCAGGAACCGUCAUACCGUCGGAGGGAAAACUGAGGUAACAUCGGCUACAGACAUACCCAUGACAACUUUCGCUGAUGUCGAGAACAUAGCACGUCCUCAAAUCAAUGCAGUACAUCAGGGCGGCGGGCAGACCGCAACUUCCAGCCACCUGCCGGCCGCCGCAGGGAAGACAGAGGGGACGGUAGGAGGAGACGGCUCUGCUGAAGAAAUACCCAUGACAACAUUUGCCGUUGUGCACGCGGAGGAGACCAGGGCAAAUCUUCGUCGAGAAGAGCCUCCUCAGAACAGUGGACGAACCAGAGAUGCCAGCAGUCAGCAAGGAACAGCAGGUAAAAUGGAUAGAAGCGAAUCUGCUGUAGAAAUACCGGAGGCACAUUUCGUCGAUGAAGAGGAGAACAUGGCAUGUCUUGGUCUGACUAAUGGUCAAGAGGAAAGCGAGCUUACCGCAUCUGACAACGAUCAGCAGACCAUCGCAGGUGAUACGGGGGGAGUGGCAGCUGAACCUGGCUCUGUCGCGACAACUUUCCCUGAUGAGGAGCAGUCGUUCGGCGAGCGCCCCAAUUGA